AAGAUAGUAAAAGCGUCUGUUUGUAUAGUAUUUAUAAUGUGUGCAGUCUGCUGUUCAAUAACAACGGCAGUAUUAUUAACGCAAAUGAAGCAGCAUUAUCCCAAAAAUACGACGAUGUCCUUACAGUUAAAAGAGAGAGUAGUCAUCAUUUUGUUUUCCCAGGAGAAUCUAUUGUGUUAGAUUGUGCUGUUGGUUCAUGUGGAGCAAAUUUCGUUUUUUGGUAUAAAUAUGAAAAUGGCCAUGAUAGAAAUUUAACAUCCGUAAUAGACUCAAAAAAAUACAGUGGAAGUACACCCUCUAAACCAGAUCUUACCAUCUUCAAUGCCGAUAAAACUGAUGCCGGCAGUUAUACAUGUUUUGUUGUCUUCGACAAAGGAAUUAUACACAGUAAUAUCACCAAGCUUUAUGUUUCUGACGGAAGUGUAGGAGACGAAUUUAUUUUGGCCUUUUUCAAUAGUGGAGGAAUGAGCGCAAAUGCAUUAUACAUUACGUCAAUGCAUCAUGGAAAGUGCAUCAUAAAUUCACAAAACAUUCAUUCGAGUAUAUUUGUGUCUCCAAACACAACUAGUAUAUAUAGGUUUGCUAAAUCGCAAGAUCUUAGGGAAAGCAAAAGUCGUAAAGGAGUUUAUAUUAUCUGUAAUACAAAGGUGUCAAUUACUGCAUACAGUAAAAUAAACAGCAAACGUGCAACAUUUCUACUUUUACCAGUGCAAAUGCUUGGAAAAGAGUAUGUGGUACCUUCAUACAUGUCAACCUCAAAUAGAUACGGACAUUCAAGUAUAUUUGCUGUGGUGGCUGUUUACACCGAUACGAAAGUGAACAUAACAGUAAGAUCGGGCACUAAAGGGAACGUCAACCUUAAUAACAAACGUCACUUAAAUGGAUCCGAAAUAUUCAUGAAUAUGACAUAUUUGGAUACGAUGCAAAUAUCAGAAUACAAAGGUGAUUUAAGUGGAACCUACAUAAAUGCGUCAAAACCAGUUGCAGUAAUUUCCGGUCACACGUGUGUAUUUAUGAGAAAUAGCUAUUGCGGGCGUUUAAUGGAAAUGAUAAUCGCUAUUAAAGACUUUAGUAAAAGAUUCAUUAUUCCAAAAUUAGAACGAUCAGAGAGGGUUAAGUUGAGAGCAUAUUCCUAUGUCAAAACGGACAUGUUUUGCUCUUAUUUGAAUAAAAGCAAUAUUUCUUUUUCUUUACAUUCCACAGACUUUUUAGAGCUUGACUAUGAAGAUUUAACCACGGUACGAACAACUGGAAACAUUCAUAUUCAACUUUACCGAGGUUUAUUUGGAGGUUCAUCAAUGACCACUGUGCCCGGUACUAACCAGUAUUUAUCCUACUACAUGUUCUUCGUUCCGUAUGGUUACCAAAAAAAUUAUUUAAGUAUCAUUAUACGAUCUGAUGGAAUAAAAGGAAUUCGCAUUAACAAAAAAGAAAUAGAAACGCUUCAAAAUAGAACCUUUGAUUUGAUAGGUACUCAAUACACUACGUUUGUGUGGAGAAUAUUGUCUGGCAGACAUACUGCAGAACAAAUUCAAAAUGUUCCAUUUGGGUUGGUUGUUUUCGCAGAAAAUCCUAAAAUGCGUCAUGACGUAAAUUUCGGCUAUUUAGUAGGAAUGAGUUUGUUGCCCUCAAAUGGAACUUAAUAAAUACAUUUAAAAGGCGAAAAUAAAAAUUGGGGUGUUUCCUCGUGAAAAAGAUGAAAAAUAACAUUUUACAACAAUGUUUUAGCGAAACGGUCUUAAUUAUAAAAACGUAUUAUAUACUCUCAGAAGGCGUGUUGUGUGUGAACAUUCUAAAACAGCUAACAAAGCUGCACACACACGUACUUUAAUGAAUUACUAAAAGCUGAGAACCUACCUUUGAGUACGUUUAUAUCUACAGAUGAACAUGCUGCAACAACAACUGACGAAUUAUUUCGGUAUUUAUACAUUCUUGACUUUCUAAUAUUUGGAUUUGAUGAUAAGGCAAAUCCAGAAUAGCCAUUCGGACGCAUGAAAUUUACAAAGUGAUAAUUUCAUCUUUUUAUACGUCAUUUGGUCCCUAGAGGAAAAGGGCCUCAUUGGCAAUCGUACCACCUUUUAUUUUAUCUCUGUUGCUGUCCUAACAAAACAUUUUCCUAUAUAAACUUUGUUAAAACGGGAUCACUUAACUUUAAGAAUAAGAGAACUAUGGUAAUUUCUUUGUUAAAUGCUCAUAUUUUAAAUCCUUUUGUAUAAACCCCUCUGAAAUGACAUCGUCAAGAUGCUUUGGUUUCUUUACAACAUAUCUUGUUUUCUGACAAACGUAGGACUUUACUGUGCUCCUCCUAUUGCCGACGUCAGGGUUUAGUCAUAUGAGGCAGACGUCAUGCAAGAACUUCUGAUGACAAUAAAAAAGAAGCUAUCAUUGUCCACCAACUUCAUGUUUACUUUAUAAAAGAUAUUCUCUUACUAAAUAAUUCAAAGUUUGGUGACUAUGUUAAACGCAUCUAAUCCAACAAACAUUAAAUAAAAGAUACCACAGAUACAGUAAAUUCUACCUCAUAAUUGGACUGAUAUAUAUAUAUUGACACUAUGGGUCUGUUUAGAACAAAACGUUUUUACAACGGAGAUGAGUUCGGUUUUCCAAUUAUGAACAGUCUAUUUAAUGUGAGCAACAUUUCAGGAGCUCCUGAACACAAAAUCCCAAAGCCUGCUUUUCCUAUGAUGAUGUCCGUGUAGAGGAUUGCCGACUACAAGGAAGCAAUUAAAUUUAGGGUUCUAUGUGGUACAGUUGAAGCCAUUGUCUUAAAACGUUUACAGACGCAAAUACAAGUUGGUUGAAAAUUGUAUCCUAGUUGACCACAGAUGUGUUCCAAUACUCGUAACAACAAUUCCGUUUUUUUUUUCAUCGAUCGUAACAUUGCCAUAUCUAAUUUUUACUUACAUGGAAAAUCGAAGGAAGUAACAUCUUGAGAAGGAUCUGCUUAUCUUUCAGAGCACAUGAAUUCACCCUGGGUUUUUGUGUGGUUUGUGUUGCUCAGCUUUAUAUUCCUAUGAUCCGAUUUGAAGAAUGUAGUUUGUCUUUUCAUCCUCUUUUCGUGUAAUGCCAUUUCUCUCUAGUUUUGAAUGUUCCAUUGAUAUCUGUUGCCACUUUUUGAAAUUCAUUUAUCCAUUAAAUGUUGAUGAAAUGACAUAAACAUGUUUCCAAUAUGCAAAACGAAAAAUAUUUUUUUAGUUUUAUUAUU
Molecule: messenger RNA, 3205 nt
Organism: Mytilus californianus (California mussel)
Lineage: Eukaryota; Metazoa; Mollusca; Bivalvia; Mytilida; Mytilidae
Product: IgGFc-binding protein-like
Exons: 3
Coding region: 465-1643 (392 amino acids)
Source: RefSeq, a predicted model, not a curated record